Molecule: messenger RNA, 753 nt
Organism: Solanum tuberosum (potato)
Lineage: Eukaryota; Viridiplantae; Streptophyta; Magnoliopsida; Solanales; Solanaceae
Product: two-on-two hemoglobin-3-like
Exons: 4
Coding region: 55-564 (169 amino acids)
Biological process (GO): oxygen transport
Molecular function (GO): oxygen binding; heme binding; oxygen carrier activity
Source: RefSeq, a predicted model, not a curated record
CAACUCUCUCAGCACUCAGCAGCCAUUGCCAACAAAGAGUGAAGCAAGAAAAAAAUGCAAUCUUUGCAGCAGAAGGCGUCGGAAUGGAGUGGGGUUGACCCGAAUGAUGCAUUCGCCAUUGAUGAAACCAAUCUCUUUGAAAAACUUGGUCUUCAGACUUUCAUCAAUCUCUCUACCAAUUUCUACAACAGGGUGUAUGAUGAUGAGGAAGAGUGGUUUCGGUCAAUUUUCUCUAAUUCAAGUAAAGAAGAUGCCAUUAGGAAUCAAUAUGAAUUCUUUGUACAGAGAAUGGGAGGGCCUCCUUUGUACUCAGAGAGAAAAGGUCAUCCAGCAUUAAUUGGACGCCAUCGCCCAUUUCCAGUCACUCAUAAGGCUGCUGAUAGAUGGCUACAACAUAUGCAACAAGCACUAGACAGUGUUACAGACAUUGACGAAGACUCCAAAAUUAAAAUGAACAACUUUUUCAGGCACACUGCAUUCUUUCUGGUAGCUGGAGAUGAGUUAAAGAAUCAAAACCAGAGUGUUGCAUGUAAGCAUGCUGCCAAUAAGCCAGCUGCAGAAUAGGCUUUUACAAAAUGAUUGAUCAUAGAAAUAACAAUAAUGUACUGUGAUUGUUGACUUAUGAUUAUCUCAUCAAUCAAAUUUGAGAAUGUACCUUCUCAAUUAUUGAGUCCUACUUUUGGUUAAUUAUUAUUACCCCACAGUGAAAACUCAUGAGCAUUAAUGUAGCAGGAAGACAUUAUCAUGUGUGUA